UCUCUCCUUCUCCCUCGCCCCUUCAUCUCCAGUCUGCUUCUGUUGUCUCGGCGGUGAGCUGGUCUGGGAGAGGGGAUCUCGCGAGUGUUGGAGUUUUGGUGAGAGUUUGUGGAAGAUGGCGCCUGUUGUGACAGGGAAGUUUGGGGAGCGCCCUCAACCACAGCGCCUGACGAGAGAAGCAAUGCGGAACUAUCUGAAGGAGCGAGGAGACCAAACCGUUCUGAUCCUGCACGCUAAAGUUGCACAGAAAUCAUACGGCAAUGAGAAAAGGUUCUUCUGCCCUCCUCCGUGCGUGUAUCUGAUGGGCUGUGGCUGGAAGAAGAAGCGGGAACAGAUGGAGAGAGAUGGCUGCUCAGAGCAGGAAUCUCAGCCAUGCGCCUUCAUUGGAAUUGGCAACAGUGACCAGGAGAUGCAGCAGCUCAACCUGGAGGGGAAGAACUACUGCACAGCCAAAACAUUGUACAUAUCUGACUCGGACAAGCGCAAACAUUUCAUGUUGUCAGUGCGGAUGCUGUAUGGUAACAGCGCCAACAUUGGAGUCUUCCUCAGCAAACGCAUCAAGGUCAUCUCCAAGCCUUCCAAAAAGAAGCAGUCCCUCAAGAAUGCUGACUUGUGUAUAGCAUCAGGAACGAAAGUGGCACUGUUUAACAGACUGCGCUCUCAGACGGUCAGUACACGCUACCUACAUGUGGAGGGAGGGAACUUUCAUGCCAGCUCGCAACAGUGGGGAGCGUUCUAUAUUCACCUGUUGGAUGAUGAGGAGUCAGAGGGAGAAGAGUUCACUGUGCGUGAUGGUUAUAUUCACUAUGGCCAAACCGUCAAACUCGUCUGCUCUGUCACAGGAAUGGCCCUGCCUCGACUGAUCAUCCGUAAGGUGGAUAAGCAGACAGCCUUGUUGGAUGCAGAUGACCCCGUGUCUCAGCUGCAUAAGUGUGCCUUCUACCUAAAGGACACGGAGAGGAUGUACCUGUGCCUUUCCCAAGAAAGGAUCAUCCAAUUUCAAGCCACUCCAUGCCCGAAGGAACCAAAUAAAGAAAUGAUCAAUGAUGGCGCCUCUUGGACAAUCAUUAGCACGGAUAAAGCAGAAUACACCUUUUAUGAGGGAAUGGGUCCUGUCCAGUCAUCUGUCACACCUGUGCCUGUGGUCGAGAGCUUACAGCUGAACGGUGGAGGGGACGUAGCGAUGUUGGAGCUAACAGGACAGAACUUUGCUCCAAACCUGCGUGUGUGGUUUGGAGAUGUGGAAGCAGAAACCAUGUACAGGUGUGGAGAGAGCAUGCUGUGUGUAGUUCCGGACAUUUCAGCGUUUCGCGAGGGGUGGCGGUGGGUAAGGCAACCCGUGCAGGUUCCGGUGACGCUGGUGCGGAACGAUGGCAUCAUUUACUCCACCACACUGACCUUUACAUAUACACCAGAGCCUGGGCCCAGGCCUCACUGCAGUGCAGCUGGUGCCAUCCUGCGGUCUGGCAGCAGCGGCCUGCUGACCACCAGUGGGAGCAGCACAGGGGGAAACGCAGACACAGCAGCCUACGGCACCAACAGCACACCAAACUCAGUCACAGCAUCGUCCUCCAACGCCACAGCCGCCGUGGUGUCAUAACGUACACAGGAAUACUUGAACUCUUUGCGUGGAAAAAAAGAAAAUUAACAACAAACAAAAAAAGACAAGACUUCUUAAAAAUUGCUGCAUAUUGAUUUCAAAUCCAGAAGACAGAAUUGAGGAAUUCUUAGAGUGGAGAUUCAAAGUUGGAAAAAAAAAAAGAAGAAGAAGAUGCAGUCUUGGGAUGUUCAACUCUCUGCACUCUUCUGUAAGGAACACAAGUGUCUGUGUGGUGCUGUGUGUGACGGACACAAAAGCCAGAAAGGCAGAACACGCCCGCACCGAUCGGCAGGACACAGAAAACGAGAAGAAGGAGCCCCAGCAAUGAGACAUCUGCCGUGUACAAAAAUAUAUGUUGAGAUAGAAGUUCUAUUCUCCUCCCCCUUUUAUUUUAACUUCUUCCUUUCUCUCCCUCUUCCCUAGUUUGUGUGUUUUUGUGAAGGAGCACGAUGUGUCAUUGCUUGUGGGUGGAUCUGGACUCGUUAGAGGAGGGUCACAUUCAAAUUGUAAGAGUUACAUAUAGUUUUAUGGACCAAGGUUAUUGUAUAAGCUUUAGUAAUGGUACAUUUUUCUCCAUACUUUUUUUUUUUUUAUCAAAACAUAUAGUAUGCUUUUGUUACCAAAUAGAUUCUGUUCCUAUUCUGAGCUUUUACACUUUUUACAUUUUGUUGUUACUUUCUGAGUUUUUUGAUGAUUUUUUUAGGAUGAGGGUGUAGCAGGGUGUUGUUGCCUGGCUUCUGUAUAAAGCUUCUUUCAUCUCUUUAGCAAACAGUUGCUUUUCACCUGUUUGCUCAGACUUCGUUUUUGAUACUUCUCGAUUUUUAAAAUGGGACUUUUUUCCUUUCUUUGUUUCUUGUUUUUAAUUUGAAUUUUUCUUUGGGAAGAAACUCAGAGGGUCUAUUUUUUAUUGUUGUUUUUUACAAAGUCUUUGGAAAGAACAAAAAAGCUUUAAGCGACGCCUCUGCCUUGCCUGCAAUAUGAUGUGAAUAUGCUUCCUUUAAGGAUUUUGUAUCAUGUGUGUGUCUUGGUCAUACAGGAGGAAGUGUAAUCUCUCUUCUCCUCUUCCUGUUUAAAUUCAGUGAUCCAGAAAGAAUCCAGAAAGCACCAUUCGCAAUACAGAGGCCUAAAGUCGGUUUUACAUCAUUGUAUCCACUUGUUGACUCAAAACAGUAGCCAUAGAGUAGUGUACAGUUCUAGCGCACAAAGAGUGUAUGUCUGUCACAUAUCUGCGAUCUGAAGCAGCGUUGCUGCAUUUGGAUUUUUGGUAACAUUUCACUGUAGUGAAAUGUUCCUAAAGCUGCAUUAUACCUACUUAAGCCCUUUAUGAUAACUGACAUAGUCCAGUGUUUUCCAGUAGGUGUCAUUUGUUGAUUUGUUGCCAAGUUUACAAAACAUCAACAUCAGCUAACAUCAGUAGGUUAUGGCAGAUGCCUGUUGAAGUAAGCCUGCAUAAAUGUUUGUCAGUAGUCAUGAAGGGCUUACAUAGGAGUAGCCUAUGUAGCCUUAUGAACACUCCCUUACAGUAAAGUGUUACUGGAUUUGUUACCAUGGAAGUGUCAUAAGUCAUGUCUAAACCUUUUUUGUGCUUUCAUAAUCAAAAUUGCGGCAUUUAAAAAAAAACAAACACUUAAAUUCCUUUUUGUCUUCCUACACUUUGGUUUUUGUUAUCAAUACAUCCAGUGUUUUGUUAUGAAACUGACUGGAUUAUUAUACUGGAUUAAGUCAUAUCCUUCAUUAGACGUGGCCUUACUGUAACAACAUAGUUAGAGUGCAGUUCACGCCUUAAGAACGUGGCCUGUGAACUAUGAGCUCUUAAGCUCAGCCUUGUAUUGUUCGUUUUGAAUUUUUUCCAGUUUUUUUUGUACAACAGAGCAGUUUUACAUUGACUUGACACCCUUAACUUCUGUAUGUUGUCAGACUUUAAAUGAUGGAAAUGAUUUUCUCUCACAUGAACAUACCCAAAGAUAUUGUGAUACAUAGUUGUUUUUGUUUGUGUAUGUGUGUUGGCAGUCAUGGCCUCUUGUACACCAAAAGUAGAGAGCUUUAUUACACCAGUUUAUUGGUUUCUUUCUUGUGGCCUUGCUAACACACUAAUGUAUGUCAAGAUGUAUUAAUGGCAAUUAGGAGUUAACUAACAAAUCAGCCUGCUCUAGUAGUUUUGUAACAUUUUUAUCUUUCCUUUGUACAGUAAUUUAACUUGUAAGGACCAUCAGUGUGCUUCCUUUUGUUGUUGUUAUUGAUGUUUUUUUCUUUCCUUGCACCUGAAUCUAGCAACUUUCUGUGGUAUUUGUUGUCGGAGCAGUUUAGUGUGUCUGGUAUCCAACUUUGUCACUUCCUUUACAUCGUCCUAGUAGUAAUGGACAAGGGACUAGAGAUGUGUCCAAUAGAACUCAAUGGCCUUUAGAUCCGUGUUUGUCUUUCAAAGAUAUAUGCAUACAGCAAUAUUGUAUAGGUCACGUUCUGUGUCUUGGUCUGUGGGAGUAACCACUGAUUUUCACCAGCCUGAUCCACUUUUUUGUGGCUACGAUGAACAGCACACUCGUCUAGAGUCCAAUUCACUUCGUUUCACAUUCAUCACUUUAAAAAGGAAAAAAAAACUACAGUUUUUCAUACAGUGGUUUUAGAA
Messenger RNA from Pygocentrus nattereri (red-bellied piranha), 4226 nucleotides. It is a transcript of the gene rbpjb, whose product is annotated as recombination signal binding protein for immunoglobulin kappa J region b. The transcript is spliced from 11 exons. Bases 116 to 1600 code for a protein of 494 amino acids. The record is from RefSeq and is a predicted model, not a curated record. NCBI's taxonomy places the organism in Eukaryota, Metazoa, Chordata, Actinopteri, Characiformes, Serrasalmidae. Gene Ontology annotation, cellular component: nucleus; MAML1-RBP-Jkappa- ICN1 complex. Gene Ontology annotation, biological process: Notch signaling pathway; regulation of transcription by RNA polymerase II. Gene Ontology annotation, molecular function: RNA polymerase II cis-regulatory region sequence-specific DNA binding; DNA-binding transcription activator activity, RNA polymerase II-specific.